CACACUGAUACACUCACAUCCACACACACACACUCAGCCAGGACCCAACAACACAGGAGCUCAGCUUGACUGGAGCCGCUUUAAUACCCAGCCAGCAGCAGUAGCAGCAAUAACUGAAGGUUACACACACUCACCGCUCAGCCCGACUCAGCUAGCAGCUUUCAGUAUGGACGUCUUCAAGAAGGGAUUCUCCAUGGCCAAGGAAGGAGUGGUGGCAGCUGCCGAGAAGACCAAGGAAGGGGUUCAAGAGGCCGCUGCCAAAACCAAGGAGGGGGUCAUGUACGUUGGUACAAAGACGAAGGAGAAUGUGGUGUCCAGUGUAAACCAGGUUGCCCAGAAGACGACUGAGCAGGCUAACCUGGUGGGAGAUGCAGCAGUAACCGGAGCUAAUGAGAUAUCAGAGAAGACAGUGGAAGGUCUGGAGACUGUGGUAGCAUCUACCGGACUGGUCACUCUGGAUGAUCAACCCACCCCUGAGACUGAACCCACUCAGACUGGAGAAGCAGCAGAACCAAGUGCUGAUGCAGGACAGUAGGGCUGUUAUCUGUAGGACAGAGGCCUCCUGCUGGCUGUUCAAGAAAAGUUUUCAUGUUAACUGCUGACAGUUCCCUGUGGUUACUUUUUUUCUGACCCCUUCCUAUAGCACAGCUUUUUGGUGUCAUGUAAUAAACACUUCAUAAUUAAUGUAAUGGUUGAUUAAUAAUCAGAGAUACGGAUAAUGAUUAAGUACCAACUUAAGCGAAGUAUAUACACAUGCAGCACAAGCAGUUUUCCAUCCUUCUCCAGCCCCUCUCCAUUUGUCUUUAUUACCUGAGAAUUUUAUAAUCAUUGUAUCACGACAAGACACAAACUAGAACACCUCGCUGGUUCUGACUGCUUUUUUUGUGUAUCGUGGUGUGGUCGAGUCCUAUUAAAAAUUAAUGCUCAUUGAUCUACAAACAUAUAUAGUCUUACAAUUCUCUCCACAGGCUUUACUUUAACUGUUAUAAAUCUGUCCUGAACAUUUAUACACUACAUGAGCCUGCAUGUUGUUAUAACAUCAGCUUAUUUGCACUUUCAACCCAUGUGUCUUACUAACCAUGUGUAUGAAGGAAGAUAACAGCUAUUAAAACAUUUCCCUAAAAAGCAAAAAAGGGCAAAUGGUACUAAUAACCCAUGAAAGUGAGACCGAUUGAGUAUAAAUGGUAGAAACACGGAUAAUAACUGGCUCUGUUUACUGCCUAAGAACAAUUAACUCUACUGAGUCAGAUUAACAAUGACCACUAUUGUCUUAAGCAUUCUUUAUUGUCUUAAAAUGCAGUUUUGGACUGAACUGACUGAUCAUUUACUAAGCAGUCUGCUUUAGCAUUUAACACCAACUACUGAUCCUCUCCUAUACACCAACAGAGCUGAAAAUAGUACUGAGAAUAGAAAAGUUAUAUUGGUGAGGCCAUGCAUGAUUUGAACACAGUACACUAACUGAUCAAAAGUGCAAUUGUAACGCAGCGUCUGCAAUAUAUUUAAAACAAUUUUUUGUUAUUCUAAAGAAUACUGCACCUGACAAUAAAUGUUUUAUUAAAAACCAAAA
Molecule: messenger RNA, 1567 nt
Organism: Trichomycterus rosablanca
Lineage: Eukaryota; Metazoa; Chordata; Actinopteri; Siluriformes; Trichomycteridae
Gene: sncga
Product: synuclein, gamma a
Exons: 6
Coding region: 167-535 (122 amino acids)
Biological process (GO): chemical synaptic transmission; synapse organization; synaptic vesicle endocytosis
Cellular component (GO): axon terminus; cytoplasm; neuronal cell body
Molecular function (GO): cuprous ion binding
Source: RefSeq, a predicted model, not a curated record